This is a messenger RNA of Sipha flava (yellow sugarcane aphid), 1424 nucleotides long. RefSeq lists its product as uncharacterized. The transcript is spliced from 2 exons. The record is from RefSeq and is a predicted model, not a curated record. NCBI's taxonomy places the organism in Eukaryota, Metazoa, Arthropoda, Insecta, Hemiptera, Aphididae. The coding region runs from base 764 to 1315 and encodes 183 amino acids.
UACUAUAUUAUAUUUUAUUUUAAAGCUAUCUAUAUUAUAGGAAAGAUUAUUAUUACCUACACUAUUGACCAGCUAUAUCGUUUGAAGUAUCCUUUACAGCUGUCUUAAAACAAAGUAGGUACCCUUCAAUACUACGAUUAAAAAUAUGCUGCAUUUUUACUACGACACUUGUAGAAUUACUCAUAUAGUAACUAUGAAAAAAAAUGAUACUCCUUAAAGCUAUAUCGUAUUUCAAUAAUCAUCACAAUAUGAGUUCAUAAAGCGUAUCUAUAGUUUCUCUAUGUAAUAUUUAUUUAUGUACGCCGAAAUCAUUAAUGUUGAAUUUUCAAUCGAUUUAAAAUUCGUAAAGCAGAAGCACAAUUUAAAUUGAAUCAUAACUGAAUCUAUAUUUUUUUUCCAUGUAGACAUAUCGAUUAUCGGAUAACAAUUCUGUUGUAGCGUUCUAAUUCAAAACGCUAAGUAUUUUACUAUGGGAAGAUUUUAUGUUAGGUCAUGAACUCUAAAAGACUUUGCAAUCUCGGUACGUAUUCGAUUAUUAUUUAUAAUAAAAACUUAUAAUGUCACACGUCUCUAUUGAUUUGUCUUUUGAAAUUAAUACAUUUAAUAUAGUAUAAUAAUAUAUUAAUAUUUGUUGGUUAUAAAAACAAUAUUGAAAUACCUAAUCAUCUGGUUCAUAUGAUAAAAUACAUGAUUAUUGUUCGAUCAGAAAAAUAAAGAAUUGAACAUACUUAGUACUGUACUACUGCACAUCAAUAAUAUUGGGAUGGAGUAUUCGAUUGAUGAAUAUAACUGUGUGCCGUCGAAAAAAAAAGACAACUGCGGUUCAGGGGCACAACACGGAACGCCUCUGACCGAAUACAAAGUCACAGGUCGAUGCGUGAAAAAUGAAUCUUCGGCAAUAAUUCCAAAAAGAAAGAAUAAAAAACGGCAGGUUUCAAGCCACAAAUCAAGAAAAAAAAAUGGUGACGAGAUGCAUCCUUUAUUGGCUCCGGAAAACCCUGCUAGUUCAACGUACACCGAUGAACUGCAGUCACCGCACUCAGAAACAAGCCAAAGCUUUUAUCGCAAGUGUAUGCACUUUCUGUUUCCAAAAUUGGUUUCUGUUUCCGACGAAAACCAUUAUACCACCACCUAUUCGGCGCGUUUGACAUCCGGUGUAUCAUCGACCAGCAGGAGAACCGGAGAAACAUUAAUUUCGGCGAAACGGACGCGGCCAUCGAAGAUUGAUAAAGAAAUAUUCGUUCGGUCUAGGAUUGGUUUCAACGUGACGCAAAUCUAUUUCCCCGAGUCGGGACAAAUCUUCAAACCGGAAUAAAAUAUCUCAUAAUUUAGUGUAUAUGCUUUAGUAUAUAAAGUUUACUAUUUCCCAUGCUUUAUUGUAUAAAUAAAUUAUUAAAUCACAUGGAUUAUCAUAUGGUUAUUAU